Messenger RNA from Triticum urartu, 5879 nucleotides. The record is from RefSeq and is a predicted model, not a curated record. NCBI's taxonomy places the organism in Eukaryota, Viridiplantae, Streptophyta, Magnoliopsida, Poales, Poaceae.
AGGAAAUAUCUAACUUCAAGAUUCAAAGCCAUCAUAUCUUGGAGAACUAACACAGUGGGCUGCCCGGGGAUUGAUGACCUGCUGCUGAUCAUGGGCUAGACUUGGUGUUGUUUCAACUGGUAGCUGGCCUUUUUUGAUGACUAGACUAGAAGGAACCGCCGGAGUGAAUCUUCAGCUGGCAUACCAUGUUGAAGAAAGAUGUGUCUAACAUAUCAUGCUGUGCAGGAACCGCCGGAGUGAAUCUUCAGCUGGCAUACCAUGUAUAGGGUCGACUAAAAUAGAAGCGCAACCCUUGUGGAAAGGAUCUAGUAAUUGCCAGUUGAACAAUGAUCUAAGGUUCACAUCGUCGUACAUAACCAGAAGGUAUGGUACGUAAAGCAAUUCCGUUUAUAAAGGGUACCCCUUUCCUGUGAUAAAAUCUUGCAAGUUCAACAAAACACAAGUAAUCCAUGCUCAUCUUUAUUUGCAAUAUUUCGAACAGUCGUGUUGAUGAUGUAAUUAUCAUUUGCAGUCAAUAAAGAUAGUCAUGAUGGCCUUCCCUGAAAAAAGCGGUUACAUGAUGAGUUUCAUCCACUAGUGUUUCUUUGUGUAGCGAUGAACGAAACAAGUUCGCCUAAAGUAAGAAAUAAAACAUGUAUCUGUCGGAAAAGAAAUGAAACAAGUACUUCCUCCGUUCACAAAUAUAAAAUGUUUUAGAUUUGAAUAUAGACUACAUGCGAACUGAAAUGAGUGAACAAAUACACAAAAAUGUGUAUGUAUACAUCCGAUUCACAAAAAGGUUAGAACAUCUUAUAUUUGUGAAAUAAAGAUGGGGGAAGAAAAUGUCAUCUUUCUUUGGCCGGCCAAAUUGCACCCUGGCCUUCACGUCACCUCCGUGAUCUAAGCUUGAUGGUUUGGCUGUGCGGCAACAGGUCACUAGCUAGUGUCACCUCCUUUGAAGCUCAUGGUUCGUGCCAAAUGGCACAUGCCCAUCUAACUUAAUUAUCCACUGAUUUGCUGAUGGAACCUCGUACUUAGCAGUCCGGGUCAAGAUUUAAAAGUGCGAUUUCGUCCACACAUGUGUGUAGUUUAAACAAGUCUGUCCCAUUUAGAAACAAAACGGCAAUCAAAUUAUCUCCUGCAAACGUAUGAGAUAUGGCGCUUGACCUUGACAUUGUCUGUGACUGCCGGCCGGCGAGUGGAAUGCUUUGUUUUGGCUAUCAAUUAACUUUUUUCCUGUGUGUGUCACUAUCACACUAUGGAAAACAAUGUAGCGUAAGUGAAGAACUGAAGAUAUAUAAGAACAUAACAUGAGUAUACACUGACCAGCAAAGUAAACACAAAUGAAGCCAUUAGCCAUGUCUCCCUCUUUUUCCAGCCACCGCCGCCGUGCCCCACUGCUUGUGCUCUUGCUGCUCCAAGCUCAUCUGCUUCUAGUUGUAGCCAACAGACUCACAAUUGCAUCGACUUUCAGGCCCCCAGAUAACAUCACAUGCUCGUCCGGGGACUACGCCUUCGGGUUCCGCGCCCUUGACGCUGACCCUAGCCGGUUCCUCCUUGCCGUCUGGUUCUACUUCAACCUCACCGAGGGAGCCAGCCCUGCGGAGCACAAGGUGGUCUGGUACGCGAAAGACCCAGUCUCAGGCUCGGCAGUCACGGCCACGGCACUAUCCAUGCUUACCAUCAAAGAUGGUAUGCUCUCCCUAGCCGCUGACACCGGCAACAUCUGGAGGAACCCCAACCCUGGCAUGUGGGGCACUGACCUCGUGCUCCAGGACUCAGGCAACCUCCAGUUCCUCACCUCCCCGGGCACAACUGUCGUGUGGGAGAGCUUUCAGGAUCCGACCGAUACGCUCCUCCCGGGGCAGUACAUGGGCGCUGGAGUUGCCCUUUACUCCAAGCUCUCGGACACAGACUUCCUGUCUCGUGGCCGCUUCAGCCUGAACGUGCAGACUGACGGCCACCUUGUCUUCCACCUCCUGAACCAUGCCGCUGGCAAUCUGGCUCAGGACUUAGACAACAUAUACUGGGCGAGCGGCACAUACAAGACUGGGGAGGACGGCAACACGACUCUUUUCUUCGACUCGCCGGGGCAUCUCUACUACCAAAUCAAGGACGGCACGGUGCAUGACGCGAUACCUCCACUUCUAAACUCCACCAUUAGUUACCACCAGCACGCAUCGCUCGAUCCAGACGGCAUCGUCCGCGUCUACACCAGGCCGAAGAAUACCACCGGGGGAAGCAGCAAAGUGUUGUGGGCAGUCAGAGGACAGUUCCCAACCGAAGGUUGCACGAGGAAAACCACUUUGCAAGGUUUGUGUGGCCCCAACUCGUACUGUGUGUAUGGUCCUAACAACCGGCUGGAUUGUGAGUGCCCAAGCGGCUACUCCUAUGUCAAUUCUCAGCUCAGGUACAUGGGCUGCACACAGGGGUUCAUGCCGCAAAGCUGUGACGGGAAGAACUACUCCGCCGAGUUUGAGGUUGUCAAGCUCCCAAACACCACUUGGACAAACUCGCCAUACGAAAGACUUUUGCACAUCACAGAGGACGAGUGUGCAGACUACUGCUUGGACGACUGCCUCUGUGUCGCUGCUACUUAUGAUGGAACUUACUGUAGCAAGAUGGUGUCGCUGGCAGGUAUCGGACGCCGUGGAGAUGACAUCGCCAUGAAGGCGUUGAUCAAGGUGCGGACGAGCAGCCCCUCGUUGCCGGUGCCACCAAGAAGGAUAUUGCCUUAUGCACUAUUCGGUGGCUCGGCAUUCCUGUUGCUGCUGUCCGGGGUAAGUAGUCUCAUGUUACAUUGCUACCUUAGGAAGAAGAAUACCAACCAUGACUUUGUUAGGGCUUACACCACAAAAGAGCUUUACAAAGCCACCAAUGGCUUUCGUAAGUUGCUAGGCAGAGGAGGCUUUGGCGAGGUCUACCAUGGGGUGUUGAAGUCGCUACAUUCCCCCGACAUAGCAGUGAAGAAGCUCAUCAGUUCCAAUGAUUACAGUGAGAGGGAGUUCGCGAAUGAGGUACAGUCCAUCGGCCAGAUCCACCAUAGGAACCUAGUCCGCAUGGUUGGUUACUGCAAAGAGAAGGAGCAACGGAUGUUGGUGUUCGAGUUCAUGCCAGGUGGUUCCCUUCGGAGCUUCCUAUUCCAGCCUCAGCAGCAACUGAUGUGGAGUUGGCGCGCUGAGGCAGCCCUUGGCAUCGCCAAGGGCCUGGAGUACUUACAUGAAGGAUGCAAUUAUCCAAUCAUCCACUGUGACAUCAAGCCCGACAAUAUAUUGUUAGAUAGCAAGAAAAAUCCGAAGAUUACUGACUUUGGGAUUGCCAGGCUUCUUAGUGACCAGCAGAUGCACACCACUGUGACCAACAUCAGGGGCACAAGGGGGUAUAUUGCUCCCGAGUGGUUCCAAAGCGACAGGCGCAUCGACACCAAGGUUGAUGUGUACAGCUUCGGUGUUGUGCUACUAGAGAUGAUAUGCUGCCGAAAGUCCCAGGAGCCAGUGCCUGGUCAGGAUGGUGACGACUCGGUCAUGCUAUUCGAGUGGGCUGGUCAGUUGAUUGCUGAUGGCAGGACCGAGGUUCUGUUUCAUAGUGAUGACGAUGCCAUUGAGGAUUUGGUCAGAGUGGAGAGGUUCUUGCGUGUUGCUCUCUGGUGCAUUGAGCAGAAUCCUUCGCUCCGCCCGACAAUGCACCAGGUGGUGCAGAUGCUGGAGGGUGUUGUUGAGGUCGACACUCUACCUGCUCCUACAAGCUCCAACUGUUCAUCGCCGUUCGCCUCUUCAGUCGACGAGAGCCCUCUGUUGUCAGCUGCUGCUACUCUCGCGAUAGAGUGAUUCUUACUGUACUAGUCAAUUCUGAUAGGCUGCAGUGUCGAAAUGAGUUUCUUUACUUAUUACCAAUGCUAAUUGUUUCGCCGUCUUGUAACUGGUGUAGCUACGUUUCUGUAAACAGGACAUCAGUCAUGCAUUCUAGCUACAUACAUGUCUUCUACUCCCUCCGUUCCUAAAUACUAUAAGUCUUUUAAGAGAUUACACUAUAGACUACAUACGGAGUAAAAUGAGUGAACUUAUACUCUAAAAGGCGUCUAUAUACAUCCGAGUGUAGUCUCUAUAGUGGAAUCUCUAAAAAGACUUAUAUUUAGGAACGGAGGGAGUAGUAAAUGUCAGCAUAUCCUAUGUGUUCAUCCAUUGUGGUCCAGUUAUGCAAAAUCCUUUGGUUUGAGCACUACAAAAGUUCAAUAGUGAGAAGAAACCUCAAACUUUAUUCAGAUCGAGUCUUGCCUUCGCCUUCAAGAAAAGAAGGGGAGAAGUGUUAUCCCAGUUCUAAGCUAAGACUGAAACAUCAACCUUAAAAAAAGACUGAAACAUCAAGCCUUGAUGUUGCCUAGCCAGAAAAGCAUGGGGAAUUGCGCAGCCGCGAGGGAUAGAAGAAAGCAGUGGUAAGAAAGCAGUGGUUCCUGCUAGGAUGUCUCUCAUAAGUCCUGGGUGCACCUUGCAGAACCCUCUUCAUCGUCUUCACCAGGAAUACCCCGGUGCAGAUACAGAACCAUGGCAGAACAGAAUAGUAUGAGUAGCUCCAGAAGAUGUGGACAAGCAUCGCAAGUGAGGUACCAGCAAACCCAUGCCCAGCAUAUGCCACCAUGUCCAGCAAUGGCGAUUCACCACUUCCCAGUGAGUACAGACGUACAAUAGAGCUUUAAUGAGGACAACUUGCAUAAACCAACCAAGUAACCCUCUUGUGAACUGUAUAGCCAACGAUUUCAUGUCUGGAGCUUGGAUUGACGGGGGUGCGCCCAUCUUUCUUCAAGACCAAUGUUCUGGCUUGUCCGCAGAGACUUGAAACCACAUGAUUCCAAAAAGAUAAUCAUUCUUCAAACUUUUUGCAGACAGAACAAAAGGGCCAUUGCUAAACUGGUCUAAGCUAUUCAAGAUAAUUACGGGGUUAACGAAGGGAAUUGUUUACCUGCAUAAGCACUCCAUGUUCUGGCUUGUCCACAGAGACUUGAAACCACACAAUGUCCUCUUGGAUUGUAACAUGAUCCCAAAGAUUGCUGAUUUUGUAUCAGCUAGAGCAUUGAGUUUAGAUGUAGCACAAGAGCACACGAGUAGGGUCAUGGGAACCAGGUAUCAGCUACCUAAUAUAUCAAUCAUCACAGUUCCCACCAUUUUGUCUUCAGAUGUUCUAAUCUUACAGUUUUGAUAUCUUUUGUUUCACUUUUCAGUGGUUACAAAGCUCCGGAGUAUAUGCAUCUUGAGGAGUUUACUCGAUGAAGACAGAUGUGUUCAGCUUUGGCGUUUUGGUUCUGGUGAUUAUUAGUGGCCGAAAGAAUACCAUACUCGACAAGCAAGGGGAUACUGUUGGUGAUCUUGUACGAGAUGCCUUGGCGUAUGUGGAAGGAACAAAGGUUGCAUGAGCUUGUGGAUCCGUUGUUAGGUGACGGAUAUGAAGUCGCCGAGAUAAUGAAAUGCGCUCAAGUGGCACUGGUUUGUGCUCAGGAAGAUCUAGCAUAUCGGCCCGCCAUGACAAAUGUUGCUGCAAUGCUGAACUCUGAAAGCAUAAGCUUACCGAUGGAGCCUAAGCAACCCGGUACGCUGAUCCAUGGGUGUGCUGACAGAGACACGACAUCGACAUACGUGGGCCAAUCAAGCAGGACGAUAGACAUAACUAUAACGAGCUCUGCUCCAACGUCGACUAGAGUUUGAAUUUUGGGCUUUUUUAGGGGUCAUGUAGCGUACAUAUUCGAGAUACUGAGACCAAUUUCGCAGAGUGAAAAUAAACAUGUUUCUGUGGUACCAGCUACCAGACUAAUUUUCCAUGAGCUGCAUUGUAGUAGUAAUUCAGAUAUACGAUGUUUCAUGCUUUGUUGUUACUAUUCCAGUUCAGCGAAGUUUACCUGGGAUUGCUCA